Messenger RNA from Camelina sativa (false flax), 735 nucleotides. The record is from RefSeq and is a predicted model, not a curated record. Lineage: Eukaryota; Viridiplantae; Streptophyta; Magnoliopsida; Brassicales; Brassicaceae.
GAGAGAAUGGGUCAGAGAACAGGAAUUGUUGGGUUUAGUCGUUAUCUAUGCAUCACCUUCGCACUCGGUGAAUACUACUCAAAAACUCGUCCAUUCACACCAAAACAAGAAGUGGUCACCAAUCUUCAUUUCUUCUUUCACGACACUCUCACAUCCCCAAACGCAUCAGCUGUCCUCAUUGCCAAGCCUACCCUCACCGGAGGAGACAACAGCUCUUCUCCGUCACCCUUCGGCUCUCUUUUCGCCGUUGAUGACCCUCUUACCGUAGGACCGGACCCGAAAUCUGAGAAGAUAGGGAACGCUAGAGGGAUGUACGUUUCCUCUGGAAAAGAUGUUCCCACGUUAACCAUGUACGUCGACUUCGGAUUCACCUCCGGCAAGUUUAACGGCAGUUCUUUCGCCGUGUUCUCGAGGAACACCAUAAUGGAGAAAGAGAGGGAGGUCGCCGUUGUGGGAGGUCGAGGAAGGUUUAGGAGGCUAGAGGAGUGGCUCUACUCAAUACAUACUCAGUUAACUUGACCAAUGGCGAUGCAAUCGUUGAGUACCAUGUCACUCUCUAUCAUUAUUAACAACAUUUAGAUUUAAUACUACUAUGGUCUAUGGAUAACUAUGUUGCUUUGGAUGUCUUUGAAAAAUUUAAGAAAAGAAAUCAGUAUUGUAGUUCAUACAGAGAGAGAAUCAUAUAGAGAAUCACAAGAGAUUAAGAAUUUCUCUAUGCUCUUUUGUUAUAUUAUU